This is a messenger RNA of Vitis riparia (riverbank grape), 3322 nucleotides long. Its product is annotated as eukaryotic translation initiation factor 3 subunit A. Gene Ontology annotation, biological process: formation of cytoplasmic translation initiation complex; translation reinitiation. Gene Ontology annotation, molecular function: translation initiation factor activity; mRNA binding. The transcript has 14 exons. Bases 122 to 3055 code for a protein of 977 amino acids. The record is from RefSeq and is a predicted model, not a curated record. Gene Ontology annotation, cellular component: eukaryotic translation initiation factor 3 complex, eIF3e; multi-eIF complex; eukaryotic translation initiation factor 3 complex, eIF3m. NCBI's taxonomy places the organism in Eukaryota, Viridiplantae, Streptophyta, Magnoliopsida, Vitales, Vitaceae.
GCUUCGUCGUCAGGGGCUAAAACCCUAGCCUUUUGUUUAUCUCCUCCACACUCUCGUCUCUUACAAGGCGGAAACGACGCCGUCUUGCUCUGCAGCCAGGCUAAAAGUCUGAUUAGUCAAUAUGGCAACUUUUGCCAAACCAGAGAAUGCUUUGAAGCGAGCUGAAGAGUUGAUCAAUGUGGGGCAGAAGCAAGAUGCCUUGCAAGCACUUCAUGAUCUUAUCACCUCAAAGAGGUACCGAGCCUGGCAGAAGACACUUGAAAGGAUCAUGUUCAAAUAUGUAGAGCUUUGUGUUGACAUGCGGAGGGGUAGGUUUGCUAAGGAUGGUCUGAUCCAAUACCGUAUUGUAUGUCAACAAGUGAAUGUUACUUCUUUGGAGGAAGUAAUCAAACACUUCAUGCAUCUGUCUACUGAGAAAGCUGAACAAGCACGAAAUCAGGCACAGGCCCUGGAAGAAGCUCUUGAUGUUGAUGACCUUGAAGCAGAUAAAAGACCGGAAGAUCUAAUGUUAAGUUAUGUCAGUGGAGAGAAAGGAAAGGAUAGAUCUGACCGUGAGCUUGUCACCCCUUGGUUUAAAUUUUUGUGGGAGACCUAUAGAACAGUGCUGGAAAUAUUACGAAACAACUCAAAGUUGGAAGCACUUUAUGCGAUGACAGCACACCGGGCCUUCCAGUUCUGCAAACAAUACAAACGAACAACAGAGUUCCGCAGACUCUGUGAAAUAAUCAGAAAUCAUCUAUCAAACCUUAACAAAUAUAGGGACCAAAGGGACCGACCUGACUUAUCGGCUCCUGAAAGCUUACAGCUUUAUCUUGAUACGAGAUUUGAGCAGCUAAAGAUUGCUACUGAACUCGAACUUUGGCAGGAAGCGUUUCGCUCUGUUGAAGAUAUUCAUGGAUUGAUGUGCAUGGUUAAGAAAACCCCCAAAGCAUCUUUGAUGGUCGUUUAUUAUGCCAAGUUAACAGAAAUAUUCUGGGUUUCAUCCAGUCAUCUCUAUCAUGCUUAUGCAUGGUUCAAGCUUUUUUCAUUGCAGAAGAGCUUCAAUAAGAAUUUAAGUCAGAAGGACUUGCAAUUGAUUGCAUCAUCUGUUGUUUUGGCUGCACUUUCAGUGACUCCCUAUGAUCUCACACGUGGUGCAUCUCAUUUGGAACUAGAAAAUGAGAAAGAGCGCAAUCUCAGGAUGGCUAAUCUUAUAGGAUUCAAUCUGGAACCUAAACUUGAUGGUAGAGAAGUGCUAUCUCGGUCUGCUCUUCUUUCAGAACUGGUCUCUAAAGGUGUUAUGACCUGCGUUACUCAAGAGGUAAAGGAUCUGUAUCAUCUUCUAGAGCACGAAUUUCUGCCUCUAGAUCUUGCAUCGAGGGUACAGCCCUUGUUAGCAAAAAUUUCAAAACUUGGGGGCAAGCUUUCUUCAGCUUCUUCUGUUUCUGAAGUGCAACUGUCCCAGUAUGUUCCGGCCCUGGAAAAGCUUGCCACCCUGAGGUUGCUUCAGCAGGUGUCUCAAGUGUAUCAGACUAUGAAAAUUGAGAGCUUGUCUAAGGUGAUCCAAUUUUUUGAUUUCUCUGUCGUGGAGAAGAUCUCUGUGGAUGCUGUCAAACAUGGCUUUAUUGCAAUGAAAGUUGACCACAUGAAGGGUGUCAUCUUGUUUGGAAAUUUGGGUAUUGAAUCUGAUAGGAUGCGGGAUCACCUCACUGUUUUUGCUGAAUUUUUAAAUAAAGCAAGGGCUCUGAUACAUCCACCUGCCAAGAAAGCAUCAAAAUUGGGUGACAUGCUUUCAGGUUUAGCAGAGACUGUGGAUAAGGAACACAAGAGGCUUCUUGCUCGGAAAUCAAUUAUAGAGAAACGCAAGGAAGAGCAAGAACGCCAACUGUUGGAAAUGGAGCGUGAGGAGGAGUCAAAGAGGCUUAAGCUACAAAAGAUAACUGAAGAGGCAGAACAGAAAAGGCUUGCAUCCGAGUAUGAGCAAAGGAAAACUCAAAGGAUCCUUAGAGAAAUUGAGGAGCGGGAACUUGAAGAAGCACAGGCACUACUGCAGGAAGCUGAGAAGCGUGGCAAAAAGAAGGGAAAGAAGCCUAUUGCAGAGGGAGAAAAGGUUACCAAGCAAUCUUUGAUGGAGCUGGCCCUGAGUGAGCAACUUAGGGAGAGACAGGAAAUGGAGAAGAAGUUGCAAAAACUGGCGAAAACAAUGGAUUAUUUAGAAAGAGCUAAAAGAGAAGAGGCAGCUCCUUUAAUUGAAGCUGCAUUUCAACAGCGUCUAGUGGAAGAGAAGGCGUUUCAUGAACAUGAGCAGCAGCAAGAGAUUGAAGUUAGUAGACAGCGCCACGACGGAGACCUCAGGGAGAAAAAUAGACUGGUCCGGAUGUUGGACAAAAAGAUGAUAUUCCAGGAAAGAGUUAUGAACCGUCGGCAAGCAGAAUAUAGCAGACUGAGAGCAGAGAGAGAGGAGCGAAUCAGUCAAAUCAUCCAGAGUCGGAAACAGGAGAGGGAAGCUAAGAGGAAGAUGUUAUUCUACUUGAGGUCAGAAGAGGAAAGGAUGAAAAAGGCACGUGAAGAGGAGGAAGCCCGUAAGCGUGAAGAGGCUGAGAGGCGGAGAAAAGAAGAAGCUGAACGAAGGGCGAAGUUGGAUGAGAUAGCUGAGAAGCAGAGGCAAAGAGAACGGGAACUGGAAGAAAAAGAAAAGCUUAGGAGAGAAGCUCUCUUGGGUAGGCCAACUGAGGUGCCUCCCAAACCUUCUGAGCCCCCUACUGGAGGUCGCCCGCUGGAGCCUGGAUCUGCUGCUCCAGCUGCAGCUGCUGCUGCUGCUGCACCAGCGUCUGGAAAAUAUGUGCCCAAGUUUCGUAGAGAGAGAGGUGAAAGCGCUGUACAGGUCCCACCCCCAGAACCCGACCGAUGGGGAAGCAGGGGGGCUCCUAAUCCAGAAUCCGAUCGAUGGGGCAGCAGGCAGGACGAUCGUCCACCUCAACCGAGUGACAGAUGGCGUAGAGACGACCGAGGAAGCUCUUUCGGUUCAGGUGGUGGCUCAAGGUCUUCUACCUGGUCUUCUUCCCCCAGACGCUGAAGGUACACACCACUUUGGUUGGAUUGCUUGGACUGCGGCCAUUCAAAUUUAAAUCCAUGUUUAGUUGUGAGUGGUUUAUUUUGUAGACAAUGGCACAUCCCAAACUUUAGAGAAUAUUUAUUGUUGUUAAAUUUUGGGGACUUGGGUACUUGAAAAUUCUGAGUUUCUUUCAAGUUUUUAUUACAUAUUCUUGUCCCAGACAAUUUCUUCUGAAUUUUCCCAGUAACUUUUUGAUAUAAUAACAUAUUCCACCCCCGCUCUGUUGAA